Molecule: messenger RNA, 3945 nt
Organism: Austrofundulus limnaeus
Lineage: Eukaryota; Metazoa; Chordata; Actinopteri; Cyprinodontiformes; Rivulidae
Gene: vtg3
Product: vitellogenin 3, phosvitinless
Exons: 29
Coding region: 89-3886 (1265 amino acids)
Biological process (GO): response to estradiol; cellular response to estrogen stimulus; lipid transport
Molecular function (GO): lipid carrier activity
Source: RefSeq, a predicted model, not a curated record
UUUUCAGUGUGUGGAAGAGCUCAGCUCAUGGGUCAGUCAAACAAACACAGCAAAGGCUAUGUGAAACCCUGCACUUAUAAAAUGACAAAUGUCGAACAGCCUCCACUUCUGCUUCACCAUGCAGGGUCUCCUCCUCUGCUGCCUUGUGGCCCUGGCCGCGUGUCAAAAUCUACGAUACGAUGACAUCCUGAAUUCAAAGAAAACCUACGAAUACAAAUAUAAAGGAGUGGCCAACUUCACCCUCGACAAGGCAAACUUCGCAGAGUCCGGUGUGAAAAUAUCAUGCAAGGCCAAGAUCACCGGCAAGUCCGAACGAAUGUUCAUGUUAGAGAUCACCGAUCUGGAUUUUGCCGAGUUUAACGGCUUCCCGGGGAAAAACGAGUACGAAGCUUCUCCGAAACUGGCAAAACGCAUCGCUGCUCAGCUCGUCAAACCUUUCAUGUUCGAGUACACCAACGGGCACGUUAGUGACAUCCUCGCCUCCGCCGAGGUCUCCACCACGGUCGUCAACAUUGUGAGGGGAAUUCUUGAGUUUUUCCAGGUCACUGUGAAAACCACCCAGAACAUCUACGACCUGGAAGAGGUUGGAAUUCAUGGCAAAUGUCAAAGCAACUACGCCAUUGAAGAGAACUCGAAAACAAACGACUGGACCAUCACUCAGGUUGUGGACGUCACAAACUGCGGGGAGAAAGCAGAAAUGUUCCGAGGAAUGGCAAACACYGUUGAAGACAAGCUAUCUGAAGAGAGAGGAAAAUCUGUCUAUUCCACAGUCAGGUGUGUUUACUCAGUCAAACCAUCGGCAGAGGGGGGUCUCAUUACUGAAGCUCACAGUCUGGAGCAACAGCACUUCAGUCCCUUCAAUGUGAAAGGUGGCACGUUCAAGAUGCAAGCCAUAAAGGAACUGACGCUUCUCCGAGUGAGCGACACAGAAUCAACAAUCACAGCUGGGCCCGUGGAAAGCAAGGGUGAUAUUGUUUACAAGUUUGUAGAUGUGGACGUAAAUAUCCCAAUUAUGAUGCAGAAUUUGGACAAUCCCUUACCAAAGGCUGUUGAACUGAUCAAGAGUCUGGCCGAGGCCAAUCUGGACAGCAUUGACAAUGCAACCACUGAUGACAUUAUAAAGGUGUACCAGCUGAUGAGAGUGAUCCCUUCUGAAGGACUGGAAAGUAUGUGGAAGCAGUUUGCAAAUGACCCUAAAUACAGGCGUUGGUUCUUGGACCUGACUGUKGAAAGUGCUGAUGCUGAAAUCCUGAAGUUCUUGGAAAAACGGUUUCAAGCACGAGAUUUGACUUCAGUUGAAGCUUGGCAAACAUUUUUGUUGGCCCUGCAGCAUCUGCAGACGACACCCGAGCUGGUUGAGAUGGCUAAAAUUUUCCUGAGGAUGCCUUACAGUAAAUCUUGUAUCUAUCUGUGGCACACUGUGGUUCUGUCCUACGGAUCUCUGGUGUAUAGGCACUGUGAGCGUUAUACACCAUGUCCAGUGACUGCUGUGCAGCCACUGCUGGACAUGGCCACAGAUGCUCUGAGGAGCAACGACAAAGACGAAAUGGUCCUCGCUCUGAAAGCUCUAGGGAACGCAGGUCACCCUGGCAGCAUUAAAACCAUCGUGCGUUUCCUCCCGGGAGUGGCUGCUACCCCUGUGGACCUGCCUCUUCAUGUCCAGAGUGCGGCCGUGCAGGCUUUGAGACUCAUCGCUGUCAGAGACCCUCACAGAGUCCAAGACGUCACCAUCAGCUUGUUCCUGCAGAAGGACCUUCCAGCUGAGAUCCGCAUGUUGGCCCUCAUGGUCCUCUUUGACACAAAGCCACCAAUGGCUGUUGUUUCAUUGGUGACGACACAUCUAAUGGAAGAGAAGGACCUUCAUGUUGCUAGCUUUGCAUUUUCUUACCUGCAAAGUUUGGCCACAUCCUGGACUCCAGACAAUCACUUCCUCUCUAUUGCCUCGAGUGUAGCUGUGAAAAUCCUCUCCCCUAAAUUUGGUCGUCUCGGCUAUUACUACAGCAAAGCAAAGCUUCUAGACUGCUUCCACGAUGAUUUCCUAACUGGCCUUUCAUCUGAGUACUUCAUGCUGAAAAGUGAACGCAAUAUAUUUCCCACUGAAAUUAAGGCAAAAGGAAAAAUUCAUAUGAUUGGUAGAAUACUCCAGCUGUUGGAGGUGGGUAUCCGUGCAGAUGGAAUUAAAGAGCUGUUUGGAACAAGCAUCCCUGGGUUUAAAGGAGAUUAUAACUUCAGUGACCUUCAAGCUGUUUUCAAUGUGCUUCGAAACUGGGAGAAACUGCAGGACGAUAAGCCGGUCCUUUCAGCGUAUUCCCGUCUGGCGGGACAGGAGUGGUUUUUCGCCGAUCUGAACAAGGAGACCAUCCGCAACCUCAUCACGGCGCUGAGCCCUUCUGCAGGGAAACCAAGUCUUCUGUUUGCUGCGAUCGAGAGUUUGCGGAAAGGAAUUUCGUGGCGCUACACCCGGCCAUUCUUGGCAUUAGAGGCUCGUUAUUUCCAAGCAACGACUCUGGGUCUUCCUGUUGAAAUUAGCAAAUAUUAUAAUGCUCUUACUGCCGUCACUGUUAAUGCUAAAGCUACCAUUAAUCCACCGGUAACUGAGAACAUUGGACAGCUCCUGAAUUCAGAGGUUUUACUGGAAACUGAUGGUUUUGCUGGAUACACCAAAGAUUUCUGGGUUUUCUACGGGAUCAACACGGAUCUGUUCCAGUGUGGCUUUGAGUCAAAGAACAAAAUGUCCACUGCUGUUCCAUGGAAGUUCUCAGCCAAGAUCAAUGUUGCAGAAAAGAAAUUUGAGCUGGAUUUCCCUCUUUCCAAAGAAGAGAUUGAACUAACUGCACUGAGAUAUGACGUGUAUGCAGUAUUCAGAAACAUCGAGGAGCCAGUUUCACCCAAAAAGUCCUCAUUAAUGCUUGCUGCUGAUGAAGUCCUGAGAGAUCCCACUGAAAUCCUGAAAACCAACCGCUGGUAUCCGUAUUACAACGUGUGUGCUGAGAGUACAGUCUACGGAGUGGGUCUCUGUGCCGAGUAUGACCUAAGGAGAGAGUACUACGAUGAGGAAUACCCCCUCUACUACUUCCUGGGAUACGCCAACAUGUCUCUCAAACUCGUUCCAGCCCAGACCGUCAAACCUGUUGACAAGAUCCACUUUGAGCUUGACGCCGGUCCCAGCAGGCAUCCAGUGAGCGCUCGCCAGCUGCUUCAGACUCUGAAGAGGCUUUCCAAGGAAGCAACAAAGAGAAUCAAGCUGUCAGAUUCAGCCUCAAGUCGUAGCGACUCUAAUUCCAGACCCCGUGACCUCCUGAUGGAAGCCUCGACACCUGAAGCUGUCUUCCGUUUCAAAGCUUUUGCCAUGAGUGGGAACCAGGAGCCAGAGGGUUACGAUGCAGCCAUGUUCUAUACACCCGAGGCAAACGCUCAAGAUGCCCAACUAAUUGUGUCCCAAGUUGGCGCUGACACCAACUGGAAGAUGUGUGUUGACACCAGCUUGGAAGCUGAUGCUGAGGCAAUGGCACACAUUGGAUGGGGAGCAGAGUGUCAGUUGUAUGACGUUUCAGUAAAAGCUGCUGUUGUACUCGAUGAUUCCAAGCCRGCACUCAGAGCCAAAGCACACUGGACCACGAUCCCAGAAUACAUGACGGAGAUGGGCAAAAGAAUUGAGUGUUACAUCCCCGGCAUGGCUUUCCUCUAUGGCUUCUACCUGGACCAUGASAGUAAUGAGAAGCAGGAGGUGUUCGCAUCAGUUGCCCCUGCCUCAGACGACACCAUCGAUGUGAAGGUUAAAUUCCCGGAGUAUACAGUGUUCUACAACAACAUGCUGUUUCCAAUGCCGUACGGGGGUUGGGAACAUCUGAGAAACAUCACAAACUCAACAAUGGAUUGGAUUUAGAUGCAGUUAACCAUAUGGACGCCAAACACCUGCUGCAUCAUCGCUGAGUUAACACCWCG